Molecule: messenger RNA, 658 nt
Organism: Ceratitis capitata (Mediterranean fruit fly)
Lineage: Eukaryota; Metazoa; Arthropoda; Insecta; Diptera; Tephritidae
Gene: REPTOR-BP
Product: cAMP-responsive element-binding protein-like 2
Exons: 4
Coding region: 219-569 (116 amino acids)
Biological process (GO): regulation of DNA-templated transcription
Cellular component (GO): nucleus
Molecular function (GO): DNA-binding transcription factor activity
Source: RefSeq, a predicted model, not a curated record
UACGUUCUUUGAUAUAAGUUCUUUGGCCACCGCAACAAUGAACAUAAAAUCGCGUCAUCGUGAUAUCGAAGUAAAAUCGAUAGGAUGAACAUCUAAAGUCGUCCAUCUUUGAUUAGAACAAAGAAACAAACAAAUUUUGUAAACAUUUCACAAGUAUUAUUCUAUUAAAACAUAUUUUGUGAUUUGAAAUAUAUAUACGGUAAUAUAUAUAAAUCAAUAUGGACUGCGACGAAAUGCAGGUAAUAGAGGAGCCAAAUCUUUCGGAACGCAAAGAAACUGGCAAAAGAGGGCGAAAACCUGGGCGCAAAGCUUCAACGGAAAAAGUUGAUAUACGCGCUAAAUUAGAGAGGAGCCGCCAAAGUGCACGGGAAUGUCGCGCAAGAAAAAAAUUGCGUUACCAGUAUUUGGAAGAAUUAGUCGCAGAUCGAGAAAAAGCUGUAUUAGCUUUACGAGAAGAACUGGAACGAUACAAAAAAUGGGGCGCUGAACUCAGUGAAGGUAACAUACCAGAAGGAUUUCACCAAUUACUUGAAGAGGCGGGUGUGCUAAAACAAGAACAAGUUAUAUGAAACUAAAUACCUCGAAGAUUGUUAGUGUUUUAUUUUGAUAAUUUAAGAUAGAUUUUAAAAUCUAUAAUUUAUGCUAUUUUAAAAUAUAA